Molecule: messenger RNA, 1957 nt
Organism: Candoia aspera
Lineage: Eukaryota; Metazoa; Chordata; Lepidosauria; Squamata; Candoiidae
Gene: SLC22A31
Product: solute carrier family 22 member 31
Exons: 9
Coding region: 75-1853 (592 amino acids)
Biological process (GO): transmembrane transport
Cellular component (GO): membrane
Molecular function (GO): transmembrane transporter activity
Source: RefSeq, a predicted model, not a curated record
AAAGGCAGCUCGCCGCCGGCCCAGCCGUCGCUCCGCUCCGCUUCGCUCCGCUCCUCCGCCCGGCCGGGGGCCGCAUGGACUUCGACGGGCAGGUGCUGCGCCAGGCGGGCGGCUUCGGGCGCCGGACCCGCUUCCUGGCCGCCGCCUCGGGGCUGCCCAACAUGCCCCUGGCGCUGGGCCUGGCCGCGGGGCUGCUCCUGGCCGCCGUCCCGCAGCACCGCUGCCGCCCGGACCCCGCGCUGCUCCCGGCCGCGCUGCGCAACGUCAGCGGCCCGGAUCUGCUCAACGCCUCGGCGCCGCCGGGCAGCCCCUGCCUGCUGUACCGCUACGCGCAGGCCGGAGGCGCCCCCGGCCCGCCCAACGGCACCGGCCCCUGCACCCGCGGCUGGCAGUACGCGCUGCCCGCGGCCGGCCUCCGCUCCACGGUCGUCACGCAGUGGGACCUGGUGUGCUCCAGGCGCUGGCGGGUGCCGCUGGAACAGACCACUCACCUGCUGGGGUGGAUGGUGGGCUACGCGGGCUCCGGCGCGGCCUGUGACAGGCUUGGCCGCCGGACCACCUUCAUUCUUUCCUUGACGCUGUCUGUCCCGCUGGGAUUUGCCGUGGCCCUGGCAGUGGAUUACCUGAUGCUGGUCAUUAUGCGGCUGCUCUUUGGGGCCAUGCUGGCUGGGACCUUCCUCUCUCUCUACGUGGCACGCCUGGAGUUGUGUGACCCACCCCACCGCUUGGUGGUCACCAUGAGUGCCAGCUUCUUCUGGGUUGCUGGGCAGAUGAUCCUGCCAGGACUGGCCGUGGCCUGCGUGGAGUGGCGGCUGCUCCAGGGAGCCAUCACGCUGGGGCUUGCUCUGCUGGCAGCUUGCUGGUGGUCUCCUUCCCUGUUUCCCGAGUCGGCCCGGUGGCUCUUGGCCACUCGGCAGCUGGAGAGAGGCAAGCGGGCCCUGCAGGACUUGGCCAGGGGCAAUGGGGUCAGCCCAGAAAAUGGUUCCUGGACAGGGGAGCCCCUCUCGCCAGAGAUGGAUGGCCGGCCAGAGGGCAUCCCCAGGGCAGAGUACCACAGCGUCUUUCGGCUCUUCGGCACGCGGGUGGUGUGGAAGAACAGCGUCAUUCUCGGCUUCACCGCUUUCAUUGGGAGCGGGAUCCGCCACUCCUUCACCCGCAACUUGGCUCCGUAUGCGCCCCGCUUUUACUUCCCCUACUUCCUGCUGGCGGGGAGUGAGGCGGUGGCCAUCUUCUUCCUCUUGCUGACGGUGGAUCGCUUUGGCCGCCGGGCUGUCCUGCUCUUCAGCACCAUCCUGACCGGCGUUUCCUCCCUGCUGCUGCUGGCCCUGAUGCAGCAUUUGAUGGCGUGGCUUGUCCUGGCACUCUCCGUCCUGGGCAUUCUGGCAUCCCAGGCUGUCGCUACCCUCAGUGUCUUCUUUGCCAGUGAGGUGCUGCCCACCGUGGUCAGGGGGGCCGGGCUGGGCCUCAUCCUGGCUGCCCAUGCAAUGGGCCAGGCAGCCACCCCCCUCAUGGACAUCCAGCGCAGCCGGGCCUUCUUCCUCCACCAUGUGGUCUUCGCCUCCUUCGCCAUCCUCUCGGUGCUCAGCAUCAUGCUCCUCCCCGAGAGCAGCCACCGGCCCCUGCCGGACUCCAUGCAGGAGGGGGAGAGCCAGCACCGGCCCCCACUCUUCCACCCCGCCCGCCCCCGCCGCCCCCACCAGGACCAGCUGCCACUGCUGUCCACCCGAUCGGGCGCCGGGCCCUACGACCCCGACAGCUACGCCCACCUCGUCUCGGCCACCAAGAAGAUGCUGGGCAGCCACGUGGGACCCGCCGGCUCUCGGGCAGGAAAUCUGCUCUUCCCGGAGCCCUGAGAGCACGGAGUGCCCCAGAGGAGAGUGCCGUUGCUGGGGCCAAACUGCCGGGGAACCCAGGCCCUGCAGAGGGAACUUUCCUGGUCCUGGCAUUGUCUGGUUUC